This is a messenger RNA of Peromyscus eremicus (cactus mouse), 3072 nucleotides long. It is a transcript of the gene Lysmd4, whose product is annotated as LysM domain containing 4. Lineage: Eukaryota; Metazoa; Chordata; Mammalia; Rodentia; Cricetidae. Bases 671 to 1561 code for a protein of 296 amino acids. The record is from RefSeq and is a predicted model, not a curated record. The transcript is spliced from 4 exons.
GCUCGGCCAGGGCUCUCCCUCCUCGGAAGUCAUUGGUUGACUCUCAGUCCCCGCCCCCGGAAGGGCUGCUUAUCGCAGCCAAUCGGCGGGCGCGGCGGCGGCGGCGGCGGAGUCUGGGAGCGAGGGACACCCCACCCUGUCACUGAAGGAAAACGGAGGUCUCUUCCGGCCGCCCCGGGUGUCAGGGGCUCAGAAAUCCGAGACUCGAGGGAGAUGCGCUGAGGCUGGCUGUCCCCUCUAAAGGGCCUCUCGGAAGGCACCGCCAGGAAUGCCUAGCGUCCCAUUCGAGCCAUUUGGAAGGGGAAGGAGGUUAGUUGUGGCUCUGGCGUUUGCCUCUAGGUGACAAUAAAGGGCGCAUGGGGGUGUAAUGAAUGCAGAGUGACCUCGAGAAAAGGGCAGGUUAACUUGGACAGGCGUUUUUCCAUUGCUCGCCUCUCGGGUCAAAGUCAGCCAGGGUCAAAAUAAGAGACUUUGCGAUCCAUGGUUGCCCUCAGCUGUGUCCUUGGCCUUCCAGAAGACACCUUGGAAUCCCUCACGAAGUUUCUGUACAAAGAUUCUGAAUGUAAAGUUCUCAGUAUCUGGUUGCUAAGAACAGUACUCUGAGACACAAGUGGCUUCUGUGUGUGGGCCCGGGGAGGCACAGCUGUGGACAGGGAAGAAGGUUGAGAAAAUGAGGCAGAAGGAAGUGUUAGCCAAGACCUUCCAAGGCCCAGCAGUUGUCUGUAGGACUCCAAACAGCCACGUUUACAUGUUCAAGAAUGGCAGUGGAGACUCCGGGGACUCCUCUGAGGAAGAGUCACAUCAUGUGGUGUUACGACCCCGGGGCAAGGAGCGCCAGAAGAACAGCAUCCAACACCCUCAGCAGCCCGGAGCGGGCAGCAUGGUUCUGCUGCAGCGGGAGCUGGCCCAGGAGGACAGCCUCAACAAGCUGGCUCUCCAGUAUGGCUGCAAAGUUGCAGAUAUCAAGAAAGUGAACAACUUCAUCAGGGAACAAGACCUGUAUGCUUUGAAGUCCAUCAAGAUUCCGGUGAGACAUCAUGGCAUCCUCACAGAGACCCACCAAGAGCUCACCCCCCUGGGGCCCCCGUCCUCUGAGACCAGAGUGACCCUGGGAGAACUGUCUGAAGAUGAGGAUGCCACUGGGGCAGGCGCCCAGGGAAACCAGCUGACGGAUUUCUUUAAGGGAAUCGACGAGAACAUUGAGCGGGCUGUGCAGUCUGACGUGUUCCACAGCGACAGCUGCUGCGUGGAGGCCGCAGAUCAGCCACUGCUCCCCGCCACCCAGAAGCCACCAGGCGACGGCGCCGACUGCGGGAUUCAGUGGUGGAAUGCUGUCUUCCUCAUGCUUCUCAUUGGGAUUGUGUUGCCAGUGUUUUAUCUCGUCUACUUUAAAAUCCAAGCCACCGGGGAAGCCUCCAGUAGCGUGAAUGCAACUGUUGUCCCCAAUGACUCGAUGACACUGAGCCCAGUUCCAGCGCCAGCGCCCAGGUUGGCAAUUCCAGUGCCCACCCUCCCCGCUUCAGACAGCCAGGUCAGCUCAACCACCCAGGCAGGGGCCUAAGCUCAUUUAUUCUAGAAUGGGCAAUGCUUUGGCAGUUGGCUCUGGAUGUGUGUAGCUGGGCGUAUUGCACUUUGCUUCCUGGGAUGUAUGGACAGUUAAAGAAGUUACCACGUCAAUCUGGAUUGUAUGGACUGAGGAAUGGCCUGACCUGACCCAAGGAUGCAGGAGCCCAGACGUCAUCGUCCCAGCAAGACAGACAUUUACAUAGAACUGGUGGCUGUUUCUUGAAGACAUGUCGGGGCUGGCUGUGAGUUCCUGUACAGCCCUUGUGGGUGAGCGCCUAAGUAGAACGUGAUAAGGGAUCUGCGAUGUUGGUGCUCCCACUGUUGGGUGGGGUCAGAUGACUGUCACAGUGUCCCAGCCUGCUAUUGGUUGGGGCUGGGCUCAGCGGCAUGUCCUGUGUCUGGGUAGACCAAGGUGCUAUGCAGUAUGCCACUGAGUUUUAGAGCGACGCAUUACAGUUGUGACAGCCUGGCAUGCCUGCCUCUUCACUCGGCCCCAUUGAGGUGGUGCUACUUCAGAAGUGAGAAUGCUCAGAAUCCAAACUGCCAUCCUUUGACUUAAGCUGCAGUCCGGUCCCUCACACUGUUGGAGCUUUAUGGUCUCACACAUGGGCAUAUCUUAAGCCAGACACAGGGCCACCGCUCAGAUUCACAGUAGGAACAUCUCUGGUGAUGGCUCCAGGGAUUCUCCCAGUUGGCGUCUUGGGAGCAGAUGUUAUUGGCAAGUAGUUUGAAGAGACUACAUGCGCCAUUAAGGUUCUAACACAUGCACCUCUGAGGCCAACCCACUGUCAGACCCCCUACCAUGUGUCCCCGAAGCAGAGUAUUCUUCCCGCUGCCUCCAUACUCUGCUUUUUGGGUGUUGUCCUUAAACUUCCAGAUUCUGUGUCUCAGUGUUAAAGCCCGACACAAUGUCAGUCAGCUUUCUCUCACUGGACAAAAUAAUCUUGGCUCAAGGUUUCAACCCAUGGCCUGAUUUGGGGUCGCUUAUGGUAAGAACACACAUCAUGGAAGAGAGUGUGGUGGGACAAAUUGUUCCUGUGACCAGGAAGAGAGGGAGAGACAGGAGCUUGGGUCCCGGUAUCAGCUUCAAGGUCAUGCCUGUAGUGACCUUGCCUCUGCCACUAGACCCCAGAUCUUAAAGCUUCCACUCCUUCCCAGUGCCAAGGUGAGCACAAGCCUUUAAGAUAUUUGCCUUUGGGGGGCAUAUCCAAACCCCAACAAGGUGACUCUGGCUGUGAAAGGCUAUAAAAGCAGCGGACACCAGAGGGGGUGAGAUGCCCGAGGUUUUCUCAGCCACUCCCUGGUGGCAGUAGCCGACCAUGUGCUGCAAGGGGUGUGGGAGAAAGGGCUACGUCAGCCACCUUGUCACAGCAGGGAGGGGGCUGCAGAGGUGGCCCGGAGCUUCAGGGUGAACAGAAGGCAGGCAGGUCGCUUCUGUGUCAAGUGUCAAGGUGGCACCACUUGACACUUAGGCCUGGAAAUCUGAUGAGAGGAGCAGAAUAGUGU